AUGGCUACUACCUUCACAUUCUUAUUUUCACUUUUGAGCCUCUUCUCUGUUUCAUUGUUGGGUGUUUCAGGGGAAUUUCCCCCACCAUGCAAACGCUAUGAAUGUCCCCGUUAUGAACUCGUAGCAUCAGCCAAUGACUUUGAAAUUCGACGCUAUGAAUCCAUUGUGUUGAUCUCAAAUUCCCCUGUUCAAGGCGAUUCUUUGGUAGGAGCUACAAGAACUGGCGUCGAAAGGCUAUUUAGUUAUAUUCAUGGUAAUAACAGCCGUAAGGAACAGAUUGAGAUGACUGCACCAGUGAUCACUGAAGUCGCAACUGGGAAUGUCUCCGCAUUUAGUGUGAGCUUCUAUCUGCCGAAAGCAAACCAAGAAAACCCACCUUCUGCAGAGGGUCUCAGAGUUGUAAGAUUGAAGAGUGUGUAUGCAGCAAUUAGACAGUUUGGGGGAUUUGUGACUGAUUCAAAUGUUGAGAAGGAAGUUGCAGCCUUAAGCGCUAGUCUUUCUGGCACUAAGUGGUCUUCUGCCAUUCAGAAAGGAGGUUAUGCCUUGGGACAAUAUAAUUCCCCUUUUAAAUUGAUUAAUAGGUUGAAUGAGAUAUGGUUCUUGCCUAAAGCUCAGCCAUAA
Molecule: messenger RNA, 621 nt
Organism: Abrus precatorius (Indian licorice)
Lineage: Eukaryota; Viridiplantae; Streptophyta; Magnoliopsida; Fabales; Fabaceae
Product: heme-binding protein 2-like
Exons: 2
Coding region: 1-621 (206 amino acids)
Source: RefSeq, a predicted model, not a curated record